AUGGAAAUCCUGCAGCGCAUUGCAGGCGACUUGUCGCCAAAAGCUUCGGGCCCACUUGAGGUGGCAGGGGAAGGAACAGAUCUCGCCCCAGAGGACGCAGACAGCAGUGACGUCGCUGACAAGGCAGGUAAAGCUUCUCUUUCUACGAGGUACUGUGGAAAAAGGGCUCGAGUGACUAAGGCUGUAAUUGCUGCUGUUGCAGUGAUAGUGGUGUGUGGGGCUCGUUACAUUAUGUCAGGAAGGUCAAAAUCGUACCUGAAGACGUCAAAGUUGGGAGUAGAGGAUGUGUCACAGCCGUCCCUGGACGACGUGCCACAGCCGUCCCUGGAAGAUGUGUCACAGCUGUCCCUGGACGAUGUGUCACAGCUGUCCCUGGACGUUGUGUCACAGCUGUCCCUGGACGAUGUGCCACAGCUGUCCCUGGACGAUGCGCCACAGCCGUUCCUGGACGAUGUGUCACAGCCGUCCUUGGACGAUGUGACACAACCGUCUUUGGACGAUGUGUCACAGCCGUCCCUGGACGACGUGCCACAGCCGUCCCUGGACGAUGUGCCACAGCCGUCCCUGGACGAUGUGUCACAGCAGUCCCUGGACGUCGUGUCACAGUUGUCCCUGGACGAUGUGUCACAGCCGUCCUUGGACGAUGUGACACAGCCGUCUUUGGACGAUGUGUCACAGCCGUCCUUGGACGUUGUGUCACAGCCGUCCCUAGACGAUGUGCCACAGCAAUCCCUGGACGAUGUGCCACAGCAGUCCCUGGACGUUGUGUCACAGCUGUCCCUGGACGAUGUGCCACAGCCGUCCCUGGACGAUGCGCAACAGCCGUUCCUGGACGAUGUGUCACAGCCGUCCUUGGACGAUGUGACACAGCCGUCUUUGGACGAUGUGUCACAGCCGUCCUUGGACGUUGUGUCACAGCCGUCCCUAGACGAUGUGCCACAGCAGUCCCUGGACGAUAAGUACAUGGACGACUUCAAUGAAGCAGCAGAGGAGAUAGAAGCGCAUUUCUCCUCAGAAUUGGCCGUGCGUGAAGCUUUUCAGCUACACUUCACACCGUCGCUUGAGGAUGGUCAAAGUCUCCUGGGAGACCCUCUGACGGUCAUCAAAGACCACGUUGCCAAGAUGCGAGAAUGCACAGUUCCACCUGCUUCUUCUCUGCAGGCACGGCUGGACUUCGCGCAACACUUGCAGCUAUUACGCAGCAUUUGCCGCACAGUGGCUCUUCGCUUCAAGGAUUUGGAAUUGUUCAACACUUUGAAUCAGAAUUUAGGCGUGGAGAAUCCUUUUCUUGUUUCUGGCAGCCGCGAGGAUUAUAGUGACAAUGAUAAUCCUAUAAACUUUCAAGAAGUGACAACACGUGACUGGACAGCUUCUGAGUUCUUGGAAUUCUUCGGGCUGUCUGGGGGUGGUAAAAGACGAGUAAAUGAAUCCUUAGCUAGGAAACUCAAAUUGUUGUUGGAUAUUGAGAAGAGACAUAACGACACCAACUUGAACGCCCGAUAUCAUUUCACGGCAUUCCUCCAACCGUUUGAAGGAGACGGCGCUUUCAACUCCGCUCAUGCCCCUGCCGAACACCAGAUUCCAUACACUGGAAACCAAUUUCGUACUGGAGCUCUUGCAGAAGCAGCUGCGCAUAUAUUCCGUGAAUCCGAUGCCAAUACGAAUUACGCAUUCAUACGAAAGCUGAAUCGAAUUGCGGAUAAUUGGACGAACGAAGCAGUGGCGGCAGCUGUGAAGCAGCAAGCGAAGGAAAAUGCGGACAGUGUUCAAACCAGGCUGAAGACUAAAAGGGAGCUUAUGCGAGGGCUGCUAAGCCAAGGCAUACCAGUGGAUGAUUUGGUGAUGACUGCAUUGUUCCUUUUAUAG
This is a messenger RNA of Eimeria mitis, 1866 nucleotides long. RefSeq lists its product as uncharacterized. The transcript has 2 exons. The record is from RefSeq and is a predicted model, not a curated record. Lineage: Eukaryota; Apicomplexa; Conoidasida; Eucoccidiorida; Eimeriidae. Bases 1 to 1866 code for a protein of 621 amino acids.